AUGCUGUCAGCGAUCAAUUAUCACCGAUGGUUACCUGUUCUCACUUUGGUGGCGAUAUGGGUUGUUCUUAUCUCUAAAGGCCGACUCACUUAUUCUCCCUCUAUCGCCGAGCCGGGGUUAACCUCUCAAGCGAAUUCUACCACAGAAUCGACAAUAGAAACACCAAGGAUUGUUAUAGUUUACUCAUACACCGAAAGCGAAACGUCCAGCGAGAAUUUACGGUACUUUGUGAAGUUUGGACUUCACCAUGCAGCGGACUUUAUAUUCAUCUUCAACGGGAAGACAGACGCCUUCAGAGAAGUACCAGAAAGGGAAAACGUCCAGAUUGUGACGCGAGAGGGAACUUGCUCCGAUCUUGGGGCUCACGGCGAGGUUCUUCGCGGCAACAAUAUCUGGAAACAGUAUGACUACUUUAUUCUUCUGAAUGCCAGUGUACGGGGUCCGUUCAUGCCCUACUGGAGCAGUAGCUGCUGGUCUGACACGCUGUUGUCGAAGAUAACCCAUAAAGCCAAGGUAAAAUAUUUGGCGUUCCUUAUUUUGCCUCGUUAUUACUUCCUGCGAUGUGUGUUGCUUGUUGGAAUCACUGCGAAAUGCUGGCCACGAUUUUAUGUUCCAUCAAUGGUCUGGGCCACUGAUCAAACUGGGAUCAGCCUUUUGCUUGAUGCUUCCUUAGGACGAAGUCACUCGAUCUUCGGGGGACCUGGCGAGCUUGUUGGACUUAGCGGCUGCUACAAUACGCUUCACAGUGCCGCUCAUGCCGAGAUGGGAGCUACGUCGAUGAUCACGGGCGCGGGAUAUACCGUUGACGUCUUGAUGGCUUCUUUCCACAAAAUCGGCGAUGCUGGAAGUUAUUGUGAAUCAACACCUCCUGGAGUCCUGGAUCCACUCCGAGAGGGAGAUUAUUUUGGGUUCAGCAUUCAUCCGUAUGAGACUUUGUUCGCGAGAACCACGGCAGGUAUGAGCUCCCUUCCAGUGGAGCACCUGUCAUCUUGGAUGAAAGAUAGUGGAUAUUCAAGUUACUUAAGGUGCGGGGUGUACUAG
Molecule: messenger RNA, 1041 nt
Organism: Colletotrichum gloeosporioides
Lineage: Eukaryota; Fungi; Ascomycota; Sordariomycetes; Glomerellales; Glomerellaceae
Exons: 2
Coding region: 1-1041 (346 amino acids)
Source: RefSeq, a predicted model, not a curated record